AUGAAAGGACUAAAGAGAUGGAGUCAGCCUUUGGGUAUGUUUGCAUCAUGCCCAGGAGAAUUUGAAAACUUCACUAAAUGUUUCAUUGAUGCAAGUAAUCUGCAAUACAGCCAAGAAGACAUCGAGAAAUUUAGGACUGACAAUAAUAUAACAAUUGUCAGAGAUGGAGAAUAAGAUAAUGACAUAAUUUAACCCUUUUUAGAUUGGAAACAUUUUCCAUUGGGACCUCCAGAAUUUCAAUAACCAACAGCCAUUUAAUCUGAAGUCAUUCCAAUCGUAUUAUCUGGUAGAAAUGCCUUAGCAAUUGCUCAAACUGGAUCGGGUAAGACUUUAGCCUAUUUGCUACCUGCUCUCGUGCAUCUAGAACAACACGCUAUGAUUAUGGAGUCUCCAUAACCUAAACUGCUUAUAUUGGUACCAACAAGAGAACUGGGAGUAUAAAUAUAUGAUUAAUUGCUUUAACUAAUUGAAUUUUAUUAUGGAAAUAAGAAGUAAAAUGAGAAAGAAAACAGUCCUAAUUUAACGAAUCUCAAGAUUGUCUGCAUUUAUGGUGGAAACCCAAAUAAGAAACAACAAGUUGAAUUAAUUCAGAAGGGUAUCCACGUAAUUGUAGCCACUCCAGGAAGACUAAUUGAAUUAAUCGAUGAAGGAAUGGUAAAUCUAAAUAAAAUCACUAUGCUGAUACUCGAUGAGGCUGAUAGAAUGUUAGACAUGGGAUUUGAACCUCAAGUCAGAGACAUAGUCUCUACUAUAAGAGAAGAUAGACAAACGAUAUUGUUGUCGGCAACUUGGCCUAAUGAGGUUUAGUAAUUGUCGAAAGAGUUCUGUUACGAUCCCAUCUUAGUUAAGAUUGGGAAGGGGGCUCCAAUUACUUAAAAGAUUAUUUGCACAGGACAAAAGGAGAAGUUACAUGUUCUUAUGAAUGUCUUAGACGAUUUGAUAUAUACAGAUAAGGUCUUGAUUUUUGCAGAAACCAAGAAGAGAUGUGAAGAUCUAAGUCAGAGUCUCACAAAAUAAGGUUAUUUCUGUAUCUCAUUACAUGGAGACAAAUCGUAAGAUUAAAGAGAUGCAAUCAUGAAAUAAUUUAAGGAUUCAAACACCAGAUUGAUUUGUGCCACUGAUAUUGCAUCCAGAGGCUUAGAUGUUAAGGACAUUACUGUUGUUGUAAACUAUGAUUUCCCUAAGUCCUUUGAUGAUUAUAUUCACAGGAUCGGUCGAACUGGAAGGGCAGGAGCUCAUGGAAGAAGCUUCUCCUUAUUGUCCUAUGAAAAAGAUGAAGGAAUUCUUGCUGAUUAGGUCAUCACUUAUUUAAAUUCUUGCAAUCAAGAAGUCAAUCAGGAAUUGCUGGAAUUCAAAGAUAAAGCUCUCAAAGUCAAAUAGGAAAGACAACAGCGAAAACUUUAACAAUAUAUAGACAAUUCUAAUCAAACUGGCAUUCCAAACUCCAUCUAUCCUCCUAAUAAUUUUUGUUAGACUUCAGAAAAUAAGCAAGAGAAUAGCAAUUAAUGGGAAGGUAGAUAAUAGUAUAUCAACCAAGGGAGCAAUCAAAAAAAACCAUAUCACAAGCAUAGUAGAAGUGAAUACAAUGAGGAGUAUAAGGGGGAAAUAUAGCAAUAUCAAUAACAUCAUUAGAGAAAUUAUAAUAUGGAUUUCAAAAAUAAAUAGCAAUAGGAUAGAUAGCCAUAAUAGUAAUUUCAACAAUAGUAGAAAAAGAAUUAAGGUGAUUCACGAUAAGUCAAUGUGAGAAAUAGAUUUUAAGAUGCUGAACAACCUAAAAUUUUAGAAUUAAAUUAAGAGCUAGAUUUAAAAAAUUAUAAAUUAUUGCCAUAGUUCUAAGAAGAAGAUAAAACUAAUUCUUUUUCGAACAAACGAUUUAAUGAUUAAGAUUAGAAUUAGAAUUAAAAAACUUAUAAUAUGGACUUUAGAAGUGAAAAUGAUAAUUAAAAUAGGAGAAAUAAUAACAAUACACAAAAUCAUAAUAAUAAUCAUGAAGCUUAAUUCUACAAUGAUAAGUAUCUUAAUCACUUAAAAAAUGACAAGACUUAUAAUAAUGAUAGAAAUUAUAAUAACCAUUAGAGAAAUUAUGAUAAGAAUUUUAAUAAUCAUAAUGAUAGACAAAAUAAUAAUAAUAAUUUCGAUAGAAACAAUAAUGAAAGAAUCACUUUUGAUAGAAGUAACAAUGAAAGAAAUUAUGUAGAUAAAUCUAAUAAUGAAAGAAAUUUUGUAGAUAAAGCUCAUAAUAAUAAUGAGAGAAAUUUUGUAGAUAAGCAUAAUAAUGAAAGAAAUUAUGUUGAUAAGCAUAAUAAUGAAAGAAACUUUGUAGAUAGGCCCAAUAAUGAAAGAAACUUUGUAGAUAAGCCUAAUAAUGAUAGAAAUUUUGUAGAUAGAAGUAAUAAUGAAAGGUAGAAUGAAAGAAAUAAUAACGAAAGAUAUAAUGAUAGAAAUAAUAAUGAAAGGUUUACAAAUGAAAAAAAUAAUAAUGAAAGAUAUAAUAAUGAGAGAUUUAAUAAUGAAAGAAAUUUCAAAGUAAAUAAUAAUGAAAGGAAUUUCAAUAAUAAUGGUGAUAAAAACUUCUCUAAUUAAAACAAUUUUGACAGAAACAAUAAUGAAAGAAAUUUUAAUAAUCAAUAAUCUAGAAAUUUCACAGGUGGAAAUGAUAAGAGUUUUAAUGAAAGAGUCUUUGCUGGUAAUGAUAAAUAUCAAAAUAACAAAUAGAUCAAUUCAAUGUAAAAUGAUAGACAAUUUAAUUCAUAAAAAAACAAUGGUAAUGAUUAAAAUUAUGAGAAUGACUAAAAAAUAUCAUCUAAAUAAUAUUAAGGAUUUUCAAAAUCUGAUUUUACAAAAUAUCAAAAUAUGAAGGGUUAAUAAAAAUGA
Messenger RNA from Paramecium tetraurelia, 2874 nucleotides. RefSeq lists its product as uncharacterized. Gene Ontology annotation, molecular function: ATP binding; RNA helicase activity; RNA binding. The record is from RefSeq and is a predicted model, not a curated record. NCBI's taxonomy places the organism in Eukaryota, Ciliophora, Oligohymenophorea, Peniculida, Parameciidae. The transcript is spliced from 3 exons.